This is a messenger RNA of Helianthus annuus (common sunflower), 545 nucleotides long. RefSeq lists its product as uncharacterized. The transcript has 3 exons. The coding region runs from base 15 to 545 and encodes 176 amino acids. The record is from RefSeq and is a predicted model, not a curated record. Lineage: Eukaryota; Viridiplantae; Streptophyta; Magnoliopsida; Asterales; Asteraceae.
CAUCAUUCUUUCUAAUGGUGUUUAAAUCAUUUGUUCAUCAAUACUGCUUUAUAUCCAAAAUCACACCUGACAAAGACGUUAUUGUCAUGGCUGAUGAAUUUUGGAGGCAAUUUUAUGGGAAAAAUUUCAAAGGUGGUCAAUCAACUCUUUAUUUAGGAGAUAGAUUUUGGAACGUUAAGAUGGACGGAUUAACUGACAGCUGUGUUUUUACUCAUGGAUGUUCUAAGAUGGUAAACGAUCUUGCCUUAGACAGCCGAUCUAUCUUUGUCUUUUCAAUGGUUGGAAAUAAAAUUUUCGAGCUUUCAGUCUUUAAUCACCAAACCAGUACUCAAAUUCAGAACAACAAGGUUGAGUUAGUUGUUUUGGAUGACUCCAUCUAUGGUGAUGAUGGUGAUGAUUUGGUUAUUGCGUCCGAACAUAAGGAGAAGUGUAGUACUGCCGAAACUGACUUUCAGGAAAGUGUUGUUGUGGAAUGUGAAGACGACAAAUUUCAGUUGGCAAGUUUUGAGUCCGUGUUCAAUGUAAACACCUAUAUUUUAAUCUAA